This is a messenger RNA of Bombus pascuorum, 2318 nucleotides long. It is a transcript of the gene Alr, whose product is annotated as FAD-linked sulfhydryl oxidase ALR. The transcript has 3 exons. Gene Ontology annotation, biological process: liver development. Lineage: Eukaryota; Metazoa; Arthropoda; Insecta; Hymenoptera; Apidae. The coding region runs from base 242 to 718 and encodes 158 amino acids. The record is from RefSeq and is a predicted model, not a curated record. Gene Ontology annotation, cellular component: mitochondrion. Gene Ontology annotation, molecular function: flavin adenine dinucleotide binding; flavin-dependent sulfhydryl oxidase activity.
CUCAAGAACUCAAUGUGAACGUAGGAGCGGCGUAUGUUUUAAACUUUUCUAUCUGCAUCUUCUGUUUCGUAAUAUAAAGUUAUUCUUAUAUUCAGUUCCUUAUCUGAAAUGAGUUGCAAGUGAUCAUGUAUAUAUAAAGGUGCGUGAAUUAUAAUUUUGUGAUAGAGGUUAUCUUCCACGUGGAAAUAUCGUUAAUUGCGGCAAUUUUUAAACGAAUGUAUACUGCGAUUUUAAAUACAAAAUGUCUCACGAAAAACCUUGUCGUGCAUGCAUGGAUUUUAAAUCAUGGGCAAAGAAUCAAAAGAAGGCUUUCGAUUCCGAAAAGGAAACUGAGAAAAUAGAGAAGAAAAGUCCACCUGUAAAUAAAGUUAAACGUGAUGAUUGCCCAUUAGAUAAAGAUGAAUUAGGUUCAAGAACAUGGUCAUUUUUACAUACCAUGGCAGCAUAUUACCCUGAUAAUCCAACUGAUGAACAAAAGUUGGAUAUGUCAAAGUUCUUUCACACAUUUUCCAAGUUUUAUCCUUGUUCUGUAUGUGCAGAAGAUUUACAAGAGCAAUUAAAAAAAAUUCCACCACAAACCAAUUCACAGUCACAAUUGAGUCAAUGGCUUUGUAUGAUACAUAACGAAGUAAAUAAAAAACUUGGAAAACCUGAAUUUGACUGUAAAUUAGUUGACCAAAGGUGGAGAGAUGGCUGGCUUGAUGGUUCAUGUGACUGAUGAUUAUUAGUUGUGAUUGUAAAUUUUGUAAUGAAACCUAUAUGUGAUAUAAAAAGCACCAUGUAAGUUUUUUGUAAAUACUUGUAGGAAUGCUAUAAUAGUUAAAAAUAUUAGUAUCACAUAUAAAUUAACCGUUUGAGUCCCAUGGGUCUUUGGAAAAACAAAGUUAACAAAAUCCCGAAUAGCGCGAUAGCUCUUGUCUUAAUCGAUUGCGAAGAGAACCAAGCGGCGCAAUAGCGCUCGUCAUAUUUGUUAGUUUUAUGAAAUACAUCUUUAUUAUUAUAUGGGCGUACUAUUAGUUUAUAUAUAUAUCAAGUUUUUUUUCAAUAAACAUUAUUGAGAAGAUAAGAAUGAAAUACAAAAUAUAGUUGGUCGUCCGUAGCGUUCAAAUGUACUGGGUCUUCUCGAGGCAAAAUCUAAACAGCGCGAUCACGCUGCUUGGGACUCAAACGGUUAAUAUUUAUCUUUGUUAAAUAAUUGUUAAACAUAAUGUCCUUUCUUAAUUAUGAACAUUAAAAAAGAAAAAAAAAGUCGAAGUAGACUCAUACAAUUGCAGUUAUACAGGUUAUUAGGUGUUUUGAAGUAUCCUUACUAUUAAUGUUGCAAAGUAGAUGGCGUUAAGUGUGAAAUAGUGAAUGCAGAGCUUGUUGUUCUAACAUGAGGUUCAUAACUAUGAUCUUGUCCUUCACCACCAACAGGCAUGACCUGACAUGUUCUAAUAUGAAAUGGAAAACGUUUGUUAGCCAUAGAUGGUCUAGUGAUGUAUAAAAAUAUUAUGUGUCCCAUGAAAAUAGUCCAUAAUAAAGAUCCUUUAGCAACGCUUUCUCGUACCCACUCAUCUACUAAUAAAGUAAUGCAGAGUACCUAUAAAAUUAUAAAUAUCUUUUUACACAUUGUAAAAAGAAUAAAUAAAUUUUUUACAAAUGUUUUGUUAUAUAAUAUCUAACAUUGUAAAUGCAAUUAAAUGCAUAAUCUUUCAUAUACCGUUAAUGGAUGACAUAAAAACCAUGCUGAUCCCAAUGAAAAUAAUGAACCAUAAAAAUGAAGUUUUGUUGACAUUUUUCUAACAGUCUUAAAACAUCGAAGAGAAAAUAUAAUCCAUGCAAUCAAUUUCAGUAUUAUUAAUCCAUAGCCUGGUGGUGACUCAUAAAUAUACAAUACCAAUCCAGGAUCAAAGACAUCGGAUUGGUAAAUAUACAAUGAAAACUGACAGAAAGAAAUCAGACAAAUAAAACAUAUAAGCCAUCGAGUUUGUCUGGCUGUUAAAACGCUCUUAGUCACUGUAAAACCAAGAGCCAGUAAUAACAUAAGUACAGUGUACAAAAUGUCUGAACAUGCUUCUAGAAGUUGACCUAAUAAAUAAGCAUUUUCUGUUGGUAUUCCUCUUAAACCAAGAUUUAUGUAACUAUAAAUCUCAAAUAAUAUUCCUACUAAUUGACAAAGUAGCGAGGCUAUAAAUAUUUUGUAAGAAACAUGUAGUAGUCUUCUUGCCCUUAGUUGUAUGGCUAUGUAAAAACUGAGUAUUACAAGUAUCACGUAAAUACAAGCAAUUAUUAUCAGUUCUGGCAGUAUAUCUGAAAUGAAAAUGGAUUUAAUUAAA